Nerophis lumbriciformis (worm pipefish) is the source of this 2318-nucleotide messenger RNA. RefSeq names its product glucagon-like peptide 2 receptor (gene glp2r). Gene Ontology annotation, cellular component: plasma membrane. NCBI's taxonomy places the organism in Eukaryota, Metazoa, Chordata, Actinopteri, Syngnathiformes, Syngnathidae. Gene Ontology annotation, biological process: cell surface receptor signaling pathway; adenylate cyclase-modulating G protein-coupled receptor signaling pathway. Gene Ontology annotation, molecular function: glucagon receptor activity; peptide hormone binding. The record is from RefSeq and is a predicted model, not a curated record.
UGAUUGCAACUUUAAGACCAAUAGUAUCUCAAGGGUUGUUGGAAAACGGUUAAUAUUUUAGGUUAAUAUUUUGGUGCAUAUGUCAUACAAUAAAUCCUGUUGCAACUUCAUGCAAGUGGUGCAACAUCAGACAAUUGCGUCUGAUGUGGUCAGGAGAGCCAUGCUGACAUUCCGAGGACAUGAAUGACUGGUCCGAUGACAUUGGAGAGCGGAAAAUUAUUCGUCAUGAAAACAUUUGAAAUGUAACUACGCAACGCUAUGCCAUCCCUGCUGUCGAUCCUGCACAGGAGGACCUGGGUAACAGCAAGAGGAAGACUUCUAUUCUUCCUUUUAAUAAUCUCAAACCAUCAAAUAACAUGCUCAGUGCUUGAAAAUCUUAUCGCGAAGCGUACAGACUACUGGGAGGCCUGCAAUAGAACCCUCACAUCAAGUACACUCCCCAAAACUGGAAUCUACUGCAGGGGAACUUUUGACACUUUUGUGUGUUGGCCACAUUCACGCCCUGGGAAUGUGUCGGUCCCCUGCCCUCCUUACUUACCAUGGAUCAGCAAGGCUGCAGACAAUUCCAGGAGAGCGCACAGGGAAUGCUUGCAAGACGGAAGAUGGCGACAGAAGCAGAAUUCCUCCGAGCUCUGGAGGGACGACUCUGAAUGUCAGGGGGAGCAUUACUUCAAAGAUAAGGAAGAACAAAUGCUUCGGCAGACAGCCCUUCGGCUAAUCUCUGUCAUUGGCUAUUCACUGUCACUGUCUUCCCUCACGGUGGCAACGCUCCUCAUGGCCAUGUUGAGGAAGCUCCAUUGUACCAGGAACUACAUUCACAUGAAUCUGUUUGUGUCGUUCAUGCUGAGAGCUGUUGCUGUCAUUUCUAAGGAAAUUGUAUUGUACAUCAUGUAUUCCAACCUACCCAAGGAUGACCCUGGAUGGAACUCUUAUUCAAGUUCUCCGAUAGCUCUUAUGUGCAAACUCUCAAAAGUGGCAAUGGAGUAUUUUGUGGCCUGUAACUACUUCUGGCUAUUGGUGGAAGCAAUUUUUUUGCACACACUGCUAUUCACCGCUGUGCUGACCAAACGACGUCUACUAAAGAAUUACAUGCUGUUAGGAUGGGGAACACCUGUCUUCUUUGUGACACCAUGGACAGUUGUCAAGAUUUUAUAUGAAAACACAGAGUGCUGGUCAAUCGUGAACAGAUGGUUCUGGUGGAUCAUAAAGGGCCCCAUUACUUUAUCAGUGCUGAUAAUUUUCUUUAUAUUCAUCAAGAUUCUGCUGCUGCUCCUGUCCAAGCUAAAGGCAGAUCAGGUGAAAUUUACCGACUACAGAUACAGCUUAGCCAGAGCAACCCUUGUGCUGAUUCCUCUGUUGGGAAUUCAUGAAGUCGUCUUCACCGUGCUCGUUGAUGAAUGCAUGGUGGGAAGCAGUCGUUACGCUCGGGAUUUCAUAAAUCUCACCAUCAGUUCUUUCCAGGGUUUUCUGGUUGGCGUGUUGUAUUGCUUCGCUAAUGGAGAGGUUCAAGCGGAGCUGAAGAAACGCUGGCAGAUUUUCAUGGUCACCAACAACUUCCAGUUCAGAAGUUGUUUUCAGGGUACGCCACUCAAGCACUUAUGGAAGAGCACUCGACGGCACCGACCACAAUGCCAGCGGAGGGGAUCCUUUGAGGAAGGCGGGCUUUCUAUAAUGCAUCCACACUUGCUGCAGGUAACCCUACGGGACGGAGGUGGAGCUAAUGGACUAAACGAGGUUAGAGGAUGUGACACAACAGGCCUCGACUUUCUGACUCGAAAGAGCUUAUCCAGUAGUGAUGGGGAAAUAACACAUGGAGAGACCAUGGAGGAAAUUUUGGAGGAAAGCGAGUUUUGAAAGCACUUAGGUUGUCUGUAUGCUUAUUCAUCCAUUUUCUAUUACCUAUGCUGUUCGGGGUCACGAUGGGCUGGAGCCUACCCCAGGCAGACUACAGUAUACCCUGGACUAGUCAUCACUGAGUGGGGACUAAUCCCUUGCCGCCUGCAACUGAAGUCAGGCAAGUUGCCCACUAGACGAGCGGCGUCUCCGUUUUGUGAAAUCAAUCAUUUGUUCAAAGGGUUUGCUUUUUUCUCAUCCAUCCACCAGAAUCUCUUUUUGUACAUAAGCACAUUUUAUUUCCAAUAUGUCGCCUAUAUUCUGUAUAAUGACAAUGAAGACAAAUAAAGGCCUCUGGUUUAAGAAUUAAAGGACAUGUCCUACUACAAAGGAAGAAUUCAACUGAAUAUAAGCCUAUUUGUAAUCAUUUGCAUUUUCUUUGGUGUAAUAUAACAUUUCUGUUACAAACCACAUAUAAAUAUCCA